Molecule: messenger RNA, 2441 nt
Organism: Bacillus rossius redtenbacheri
Lineage: Eukaryota; Metazoa; Arthropoda; Insecta; Phasmatodea; Bacillidae
Gene: Gdi
Product: rab GDP dissociation inhibitor alpha
Exons: 1
Coding region: 117-1445 (442 amino acids)
Biological process (GO): vesicle-mediated transport; protein transport; small GTPase-mediated signal transduction
Cellular component (GO): cytoplasm
Molecular function (GO): Rab GDP-dissociation inhibitor activity
Source: RefSeq, a predicted model, not a curated record
UUUUGACCUAAAUUGUUGUUAAAGGUUUCAACAGUUGGCUGCAAGAUUGUGCAGCAAUUUCACGUUACCUGUUAAAAAUUGUUUGACGUUUGUAGGGAUUAAUUUCAUUUGGAGAAAUGGAUGAAGAAUACGACGCCAUCGUCCUUGGAACAGGACUUAAAGAAUGCAUUUUGAGCGGUAUGUUAUCUGUUUCUGGUAAGAAAGUCCUUCAUGUUGAUCGUAACAAGUAUUACGGUGGCGAGUCGGCCUCCAUCACUCCGCUGGAGGAACUUUUUACACGUUUUGGUGCGCCACCUCCCGAUGAGACGUAUGGGAGAGGCAGGGACUGGAACGUGGAUCUGAUCCCUAAGUUUUUAAUGGCAAAUGGUUCUCUCGUGAAGUUAUUGAUCCACACUGGUGUAACCAGGUACCUUGAAUUCAAGUCUGUUGAGGGGAGCUAUGUGUAUAAAGGUGGGAAGAUUUCGAAGGUCCCAGUGGAUCAAAAGGAAGCUCUUGCUUCUGAUUUAAUGGGAAUGUUCGAGAAGCGAAGGUUUCGCAAUUUUUUAAUUUACGUGCAGGAUGUAAGAGAAGAUGAUCCUAAAAGUUGGAAGGAUAUGGAUCCCAACAUCUUGACGAUGCAGCAGAUUUAUGAUAAAUUUGGUUUGGAUAAAAACACCCAAGAUUUUACUGGCCAUGCUUUGGCACUUUACCGUGAUGACGAGUACUUGAAUGACAAGGCUCUGCAGACCAUCAGGAGAAUAAAGCUGUACAGCGACUCGCUGGCCCGUUACGGCAAGUCGCCGUACCUGUACCCCAUGUACGGGCUGGGCGAGCUGCCCCAGGGCUUCGCCCGGCUGAGCGCCAUCUACGGUGGCACCUACAUGUUGGAUAAGCCCAUAGACGGGCUGGUGUUGGAGGAAGGCCGGGUGGUUGGGGUGAGGUCCGGAGACGAGGUGGCUCGCUGCAAGCAAGUGUACUGCGACCCCAGCUAUGUCCCGGAGCGUGUCAAGAAGACGGGCAAGGUUGUGCGCUGCAUCUGCCUGAUGGACCACCCUGUCCCGGGCACACGCGAUGCGCUCUCCACUCAGAUCAUCAUCCCGCAGAAGCAGGUGGGGCGCCGCUCGGACAUCUACGUGUCGCUCGUGAGCUACACGCACCAGGUGUCCGCGCAGGGCUGGUUCAUCGCCAUGGUGUCCACCACGGUCGAGACGGACAACCCCGAGAUGGAGAUCAAGCCAGGUCUGGACCUGCUGGGGCCGGUGCGCCAGAAGUUCGUGGUGGUGAGCGACUUCUUCGAGCCGACAGACGACGGCACCGCCUCCCAGAUCUUCAUCUCCAAGUCGUUCGACGCAACGACCCACUUCGAGACCACCUGCGACGACGUGCUCGACAUCUUCCGGCGGGGCACGGGCGAGGACUUUGACUUUUCCAAAGUGAAGCACGACCUCGGCGACGAGGAGCAGUAGGUGGUUCGUGCUCGCUCACUUCUGCAUGAGUACCUAUAAUUUAUACCUAAUUUGGCUGCGAUGCCUGAUGUGUGGUACCACUGAACGCCUGGGUUCAUCCUCCUGUGGGCUGUGCUGGAUAUUUGUAAACUAUGCAGUUUAUGGAGUUUUCUAACCACACAUGUUGUUACUUCAGGUGUGGUGCAUCUCUGUCUGAUUAGUUUUGGCAACUUAUAAGUUCUGAAUUUGCUUGGGAAUCAAAAGACGUUUGUGCUAAAUUAAUUGAAGGCAUUUUAAAUUUAAAAUCAUGUGGACAUUGUUAGCAGUAGUUUAGGAUUAUACUGAUGUUCAUGUUGACUUGGGGUGUAGGUAUUUGUGUACAGCUGCUUGUAAUUGUUACGUAGCAUAUAUCCUUGCAGUGUUGCUUUGAGGUUCUGAAACAAGUAUAACACAACCAGUGUAUAGUUCUGCUCCCAUAUAGCUAAUUGCGUGGGAGAUGUGAUGUGGAAGUGAGGUCGCGAAGCCAUUCCUGAGCACGCAGUGUAAUAAAUGUUCCUUCAACCUCUCACAGUUGAGGUGGCUUUAUUUAAACCACAUCGUGCAGAGAUAGUUGCUGGUCAGUUAAGCCAGCAGUGAGCAGAACACAACAUACGGAUCACCGUUGUUUCCAAGUGACAACUUGUCUGGGUUUAGGUUAAACACUAUCCAUUUUGCUACACUCGGCUGUUCAAAACUUUUCACAUGCUUGAUUUACGUUGGCGUACGUCUUUCUACACUUGCGGUUGGUGUUCAGUUUUUUUUAAUAAGUAGCACAUAUAUAGGUACACAUGGUAUGAAAAAUAUGUUUUCAAAUUUCAAAAUUAAUCAUUAUUUUCUACUUAUAAACUUUUAUACGUUACUGUUAAUUAUAUCAUUGAUAAUAAUUUAAUCUUAUUAUGUUGUUAAUUUCUUGUACACGUGUAUAUGAUAUUCCAAUUUAUUGUAAUGACAAACUGAAUAAAAUGUUUGAAAAAUAAA